Molecule: messenger RNA, 2358 nt
Organism: Abrus precatorius (Indian licorice)
Lineage: Eukaryota; Viridiplantae; Streptophyta; Magnoliopsida; Fabales; Fabaceae
Product: putative receptor protein kinase ZmPK1
Exons: 1
Coding region: 1-2358 (785 amino acids)
Biological process (GO): protein phosphorylation; recognition of pollen
Molecular function (GO): ATP binding; protein serine/threonine kinase activity
Source: RefSeq, a predicted model, not a curated record
AUGGCUUUCUGGAUCCCACUCUUUUUACUUCUCUCAAUUUUUUCAUUCCAAAGUUCAUUUUCUUUAUCGUCAUUGAACAUGGGCUCCUCCCUCUCAGUGGAGAAGCCUGAAGAAGACGUUAUUGUCUCCCAAAAUGGAGUGUUCUCUGCAGGCUUCUUUCAAGUUGGGGAAAACGCAUAUACCUUCGCCAUAUGGUUCACGGAGCCUCGCACCAUCGUUUGGAUGGCAAAUCGUAACCAACCCAUCAACGGAAAGCGCUCAAAGCUUUCACUAUCAUACAGUGGUAACACUGUCUUGGUUGAUGCAGGUGAAAGCAACACGUGGUCUUCAAACACAGCAUCACAAGCCCCAACACAGUUGUAUCUUAGAGAUGAUGGAAAUCUUGUGUUACAUGAACUGCCAAGUACGAAUAGCAUUUUGUGGCAAAGUUUUGAUUUUCCAACUCAUACUCUCCUUCCCGGUCAACGUCUUAGUGCAUAUACACAACUUGUGUCUUCUAGAAGCCCAAGUAACCAUUCCUCUGGUUUCUAUACGUUGUUCUUUGGUGACAACAACGUUCUUAGUCUUGUUUAUCAUGGUCUUGAUGUUUCAAGCACUUACUGGCCACAAACUUGGUUACUACCUCGGCAAGUUGGAAGGUUUGAUUACAAUAGCAACAGAGAUGCAGGGUUGGAUUCUCUUGGAAUUUUCACUUCAUCCGAUAAUUAUAAUUUUUCCACUAAUGAUCAUGGCACGCUGAUGCAAAGGAGAUUAACACUGGAUUCUGACGGCAACGUUCGUGUGUAUAGUAGACAUAAUGCCUCCAAGAAUUGGUACGUUUCAUGGCAAGUCAUAUCAGAUGCUUGCACCAUUCAUGGAAUUUGUGGAGCUAACAGUACCUGCAGUUAUUAUCCUGAAGGGAGAAGGAGAUGCUCGUGUUUACCAGGGUACAAACUAAAGAACCAUAGUGAUUGGUCUUAUGGGUGUGAACCCGUGUUUCAUCUUACUUGCUAUAGAAAUGAGUCUACCUUUUUUAAGAUGCAAGGUGUUGAGUUUUAUGGUUAUGAUAGUAAUUAUGUCCAAAACAGUACUCACGUGAAUUGUGUGAAUUUAUGUUUACAAGAUUGUAACUGUAAAGGGUUUCAAUAUAGAUAUGAUAGGAACAAAGGCUUUAGCAGCUGCUUUACAAAGUUACAGUUGCAGAAUGGAAGGCGCUCACCUCGUUAUAAUGGAGCAAUUUACAUGAGAGUGCCUAAAAAUACUAAGAUCUCCGAGGAAGAAUUUGAGAGUGCAUGUGAUCAUUUAUGUUUCGUGGAGCUUCACAGGGAUAAAAAACAGGUAAGCCGUUUGGUAUGGUUGCUUCUGUGGCUAGCUAUAGCAUUUGGAGCUAUAGAAAUAGUUUGCAUUUUGGUGGUUUGGUGUGUAUUAAGUAGUAACCGCCAAAAGAUUGGUGUAGAUGAGCAAGGCUGUCGCCUUUCUGCAGUAGGAUUCAAAAAAUUCAGUUAUUCUGAGUUGAAGAAAGCCACAAAGGAGUUCAGUGAAGAGAUUGGAAGGGGAGCAAGUGGGAUUGUAUACAGAGGUAUUUUGUCAGAUCAAAGACACGCAGCAAUAAAGAGACUCAACGAAGCUAAACAAGAAGAAGGGGAAUUCCUUGCAGAAGUGAGCAUCAUCGGAAGGCUUAACCACAUGAACUUGAUUGAAAUGUGGGGAUAUUGUGCUGAGGGAAAGCAUAGGUUGUUGGUGUAUGAGUAUAUGGAAAAUGGUUCAUUGGCAGAAAAUCUCUCAUCUAGCAGCACACUUGAUUGGAGCAAGAGAUAUGAGAUUGCUCUUGGAACGGCUAGAGUUCUAGCUUAUCUACACGAAGAAUGCCAAGAAUGGAUUUUGCACUGCGACAUAAAGCCUCAAAACAUUCUUCUUGAUGGUAAUUAUCAGCCCAGGGUAGCUGAUUUUGGCUUCUCUAAGUUACUGAACAGAAACAACCUCAAUAAUUUAAGCUUCUCAAUGAUAAGAGGAACGCGAGGUUAUAUGGCACCAGAGUGGGUUUACAAUUUACCGAUUACCUCCAAAGUGGAUGUUUAUAGCUAUGGAAUUGUUCUCUUAGUGAUGAUAACUGGGAAGAGUCCUACAACGGAUGUUGAAACAGUUGAUGGAACAGAGGCAUGCAACGAGAGGCUGGUAACAUGGGUGAGAAAGAGAAAAAGGAGCACAUAUUGGGUGGAGCAAAUCAUGGAUCCUGCAAUUGGUCCAAAUUAUGAUGCAAGUAAGAUGGAAAUUUUGGCCAGAGUUGCUUUGGACUGUGUAGAGGAAGACAAAGAAGCAAGACCCACCAUGAGGCAAGUGGUUGAGAUGCUGCAAAGCCAUGACAGCAAUAUAGAGUGA